Messenger RNA from Paracoccidioides lutzii Pb01, 912 nucleotides. RefSeq lists its product as hypothetical. Bases 1 to 912 code for a protein of 303 amino acids. The transcript is spliced from 7 exons. The record is from RefSeq and is a predicted model, not a curated record.
AUGUCAUUGGUUCAACCUCAGCCUGAUUUAGCAUUGGUGGGAUUCGGAGCGGCCGGUUUAGUAUACGAAGUUGGUGACGAUGUUGUUUUCAAGACCUGUCAAGUCGAAGAUAUCCUUUCGAGUGAUACCUCUGGUAUUGCCCGUUAUCAGAAUUCGGAAUUCCUGAGCAGCCCGAUCACAUUCGGUUGGACUGUGAUAUUCUACGCGUUCUUCUUCAUCUUCACGGCCUUGGCAUUUUAUUUAGAUUUGCGGAUCGGCAACGAGCUUUUCGAUAAGAAGGGCCGGGCGAUUCUCUGCGAUUUCAGCGCCGCCACGCCGUUUGGACAAUCUAAUGGGGGACACAACUUCGGCAACCGCCCACUUCUCGUAACUGGCUCUUUACUGACUGUCUCAGAUGCCACAGAUAGGUUUACAAUGGGUUCACUUUUUUUGCACAUGGAACAUGGAACUAAGGCACAGAUAUUUGUCGACAGAAAUGGCAAUUUGGCCCUACCAGAAAUAGGGACCGGCCAUCAAGGCAUUGAUACGAUCAUUCGAAAAGCAUGCUUAGGAGAGAGGAUGUGUUUACAAUGGCAUUUUACGAGGGAAGUUGUUUCGUUAAAUCUUCCUGAAAAAUCAGUAACGGUGGUGACGAUAGCUCCGAUAUUAGCGAUGUUGGCGAUGUUUGGACCACGCGAGCAAACAACGUCAGUUACGGGAGAUUCGCCAACUAGGCUACGCGUAGGUCGCGUCCGAGGCUUAUCUACAGUUGCCACAUGGGCUUCGGAUAUGGGAGCUCCCCAAAUGAACCUACCGCCAAGGCUCGGGAUAGUUUUGACCACAGGGCCUGGCGGUCCAAAAUUCCUGCGUGUGCCUGCUGCUGCCCGAAUAUUCCUGCACCUCUCUGGCAAGGCAGAGCUUGAAGCAACCUAA